This is a messenger RNA of Diachasma alloeum, 938 nucleotides long. It is a transcript of the gene Gas41, whose product is annotated as YEATS domain-containing protein 4. The record is from RefSeq and is a predicted model, not a curated record. The coding region runs from base 186 to 824 and encodes 212 amino acids. NCBI's taxonomy places the organism in Eukaryota, Metazoa, Arthropoda, Insecta, Hymenoptera, Braconidae. Gene Ontology annotation, biological process: regulation of DNA-templated transcription. The transcript is spliced from 4 exons.
UCUCAACGUGACUUCUGACGACGCUCUAACCUUCUCUCAUUUGACAAUAACAAUUCGACAAUAAACAAUUGUUGAUUGAAUAAUGAGAUAAAAGGGUAUAAUUAAUAACUUUUUGUAAAAAUGAUGGCAUCAACGAAUGAAUUCGGGCCAGAUUCAGGUGGAAGGGUCAAGGUAUAUUGAUAAUUAUGGGUUUGACAAUUGUCAAGCCACUAGUGUACGGCAACGUAGCUCGUUAUUUCGGAAAAAAGAGAGAGGAGGAUGGCCACACUCACCAGUGGACUGUUUACGUCAAGCCAUACAACAACGAGGAUAUGUCUGCAUACGUGAAAAAAGUGCAUUUCAAGUUGCACGAGAGUUACAACAAUCCAAAUAGAAUUGUCACGAAACCCCCGUAUGAGCUCACAGAGACGGGAUGGGGUGAAUUUGAAAUUGUCAUCAAAAUUUAUUUUCUGGAUCCCAACGAGCGACCGGUGACAAUCUACCACAUUCUGAAGCUAUUCCAAUCUUCCCCAGAAAUACAAACCGGAAAAAAGAAUCUAGUAUCAGAAUUUUACGAGGAAAUUGUUUUCCAAGAUCCAACGGCAUUGAUGCAACAUUUGUUAAGCACAACGAGGCCUAUGACACUGGGAGUUUGGAGACAUGAGACUGAUUUCGAGGCUAAGAAAGAAUCAGCGCUGAAGGCCAUCACAGAAGCGAGGAAUAAAAUCCGUCACGAGGUGGUCGAUCUCAAGGAGAAAUUGACAUUAGCUAAGGAGACUAUCGCCAAAUUCAAAGAGGAAAUUGCAAAGAUAUCGAAAGGUGGAGGCCCCACUACUGCUCAAUGAGUGGUGUCCUAAGGUGUAAAAUAUGUACAAUUACUUCGGUAUGAAUGACUACACUAAGCUCUUUAUAUUUAUAAAUUUUUGUAUGACUAAUUAAAUAUUACCAAUUUUUCAUUA